Molecule: messenger RNA, 1544 nt
Organism: Ruditapes philippinarum (Manila clam)
Lineage: Eukaryota; Metazoa; Mollusca; Bivalvia; Venerida; Veneridae
Product: heparan sulfate glucosamine 3-O-sulfotransferase 2-like
Exons: 2
Coding region: 161-1198 (345 amino acids)
Molecular function (GO): [heparan sulfate]-glucosamine 3-sulfotransferase activity
Source: RefSeq, a predicted model, not a curated record
UCGCGUGGAACAAUCGCUGUAAGAAAGAAAACUUCUGGUAUUAAAGCGUAUCUGAGAGGAACUUUGUUCUUAUUUAUUUAAUAUAAAAGAAAUUUAAUCACUGUAUUUAAUUAAUAAGAUAACAUAAUUGAAAAAAGUGCUUUUUCUGGAUGGUUGAGUUAUGAAAAUAAGAACUGAAUGGAACAGAGUUUUGACAAUUCGAAACACUUUUCCAGCACUUCUAUUUAUGUGUUUAUUUCUUUUUAUUUUGCAAAAUUAUUUGGAUUCAAAUGUGUCUUUAUUUAACAGGAUGGAAAGAGAUUAUUCUAGUAAAGGAUUUAACGUUCGGUAUAUGAGCAAUUUUAAAGAAUUUGAAGAAAAACUUUCGAGUCAAAAUAAUAAAAAUAAUAAUAUCGAGGCGAACAUUACUUCACAUGCUAACAAUUUUACUCGGAAGUUACCGAACGCAAUCAUAAUUGGAGUGAAAAAAUGUGGAACGCGUGCAUUACUCGAGUAUCUAAGACUUAAUCCAAAUAUUAAAGCUGCAGGACCGGAGCCUCAUUUCUUUGACAGAUAUUAUCAUUUGGGACUUAAUUGGUACAGACAAAAGAUGCCAAAGACACAUGAUGGACAGCUAACAAUUGAGAAAACUCCGAGAUAUUUCAUCACAAAAGAAGUGCCAGAAAGGAUUUAUAAUAUGUCUAAAUCUAUCAAACUGAUACUAGUUGUGCGAAAUCCAGUUACUCGUGCAAUUUCUGAUUUUACACAAGCUGUAAGUAAAGGAGAAUACAACAGCAAUGUUACAUUUCAAAGCAAAGCUAUACGCCGUAACGGAACCGUAAACAUGAAAUGGUCAGCUGUAAACAUAGGUCUUUAUGUAAAUCAUUUAAAACGAUGGUUAGAAUAUUUUUCGAUGGAAAAUAUACAUAUUGUUGACGGUGAAAAGUUAAUAACAAAUCCUGUGCAGGAAUUAAAUGCUGUUCAAGAUUUCUUGGAAGUACCAAGAGAAAUUUCAGACAACGCCAUCUAUAUGAAUGCGUCUAGGGGAUUUCCUUGCAUCUUAAAACAAAACAAUACACCACCUUUCAAAUGUUUUAGAGGCUCAAAGGGAAGGCAUCACUCUUAUGCCAACUCAAACACCCUUACAACAUUGCAUCAGUUCUAUAAACCUUAUAACAUUAAGUUUUAUCAAAUGGUUGAUAAACAUUUUGCUUGGUAAAUUAAAGUUCUUGUGUCUGGUUUAAUAAAUACAAUUUGAUAAAAGAUAAUUUAUCGUUGAUGUAAAAAUAUGGAAAAGAGGUGAUCCCUCUGAAGCAACAAACACAACAAUAUUAUAUUAUAACUGAAACUCGGUUUAAUUGAAAUGUGAUACGUCUAUCAUACCCCUAGUAAACCAAAUGAUUUUGGAAAGUAAACAAAUGUCAGCUUUCAGGAAACAUUAGAUUCCCACAUGUCUAUAUGUUAUUGAACACAUAGUUUUGUGGGUAACAGUAAAAAUAUCAUCCCGAGGAAAAUACUGUUACCCGAAGCGUGAGCCGUUUACCCUGAAAAAUAACUGUGAUGUU